Lolium perenne is the source of this 1108-nucleotide messenger RNA. RefSeq lists its product as uncharacterized. Gene Ontology annotation, biological process: regulation of transcription by RNA polymerase II. Gene Ontology annotation, molecular function: DNA-binding transcription factor activity, RNA polymerase II-specific; RNA polymerase II transcription regulatory region sequence-specific DNA binding. Gene Ontology annotation, cellular component: RNA polymerase II transcription regulator complex. The record is from RefSeq and is a predicted model, not a curated record. Lineage: Eukaryota; Viridiplantae; Streptophyta; Magnoliopsida; Poales; Poaceae.
CUAGUUGCACAAGUGGUCACUAGCCCCACUGUCAUGAUUCAGAUGCAUGCAUACGCCAAAUUGAGGGCUCUAUAAAGAAGAAAGCCUUCAUCCUUCACACCAGAGUAAGAGGAGAGAGCGAGGGAGCGUGUGUGUGUAAGAGAAAGAGAACUAUGAAGAGGAAGGGAGGGGACGGAGGGAGAAGAGCCACGGUGUUGGACAAGAAGGAUGCAGGGAGGCGGACGAGUGAGGGGAUGGAGAUGGAAGAUUUGUGCUCCAAGCUGACGUCUCUCGUUCCGCAAGAGUACCGUCUAGACACUGCUUCACAGGGUUCGUCAGACAUGCCCGCCCAAUUGACGCAAGCCACAACCUACAUCAAGGAUCUACGGGAGAGAGUCGAAAAGCUGAAGCAAAGGAGAGAUCAGUGCCUUUCGAAAGUCCAACGAGCGACCAGCAGCAGCCGCAGCAGCAGCAACGCCGCAAACACAGUAGCAGCAACAGGAUCAUCCAGUCCUCACGACACUACGGUUCUGUUCAGCGGAGCCACACAUUUCAAUUUGAAGUUUACGAUGAGCUCCAGCAAGGGUGUCCAGUUGCACAAGGUGAUCCGCACGAUCUUGCAAGACGAACGAGUCGAUGUCAUUGAAGCGAACUCAUCCUACGUCGACGAUAGCAAGAUCGUCUACGUGCUCAAGUGCAAGACCACAAGCUCCGGGGCUGCUUUGGAUGCGUCCAUGGUGGAAACAAGUCUCAGAAAGUUACUGACUGAAUCAUUUGCAGAACCUGAUCGUGUUGGUGUCUAAAUUGGUCAAGUGUUACCAUGGUGGAAACAAGUCUCAGAAAGUUACUGACUGAAUCAUUUGCAUAACCUGAUCGUGUUGGUGUCUAAAUUGGUAAGUGUUAGGCUCGAUAGGAGGAUCUGCGCAAAGUCAAACAUAUUGUUGUGCCCAGUUUUCCUUCACAUAAACUGUAUCUUACCCGCAAAAAAAAAAAAAACUUCAUCUUGCUUCUGCAUUAGAUUGUACGAUUUAUUUUUAUCAACACUUAUAAACAACAGCCCUUUGCAAGUUGAACUAUGAUUCUUCCUUACCGAAACAUUUCAAAUUUGAAUGGAAAUUUUUUAUGUCUA